Didymodactylos carnosus is the source of this 1816-nucleotide messenger RNA. Lineage: Eukaryota; Metazoa; Rotifera; Eurotatoria; Philodinida; Philodinidae. The record is from the annotation of a GenBank genome assembly.
CGCAAGAUCAUGGGCAAGAUCUUAGGAACAAAAAUAUCUUGACAUCCUGUACCAAAGAUCUUGCCAAGAUCUUUUCGAAAAAAUCUAAGAUGUCAAGAUCUUGGUUCCAAGAUGUUCGACUAGGGUAACUUUUCAUAAUGACAAAAUUGUGAUUGCGGUCGUUGUUUUUGUUAUAGUUGUUGUAAAUUAUCAGAAGACACUUAAACAAACAGCAACAUCGACAAAAGACUUUUUCUCUAAGGGUUCUCCUUUAUCAAUUUCGGUUCAAUUUAUUCUGCAAAGAAUAUGCCAAAAAAGUAUACAGACUAAUUGCAAUCAAUAAUUACAUUUAUUCAAUCAUUUAGUUUCUAUUUACUAAUGGCUUGAUACGAUAUGAAUUAAAUAUAGAGGAACAGGGAGGAAAAGACGUGAGCAUAGCAAGUAUCACUAUCCGGCAAAGAAAAGUGCAUUAACGUUUUCUUUUCAACAUGUACAAUUUCCAUGGUUAUAGAGGCCGACAGAGAUAAAAUAAUUGUUACGUUUAUUAUCCUCUUCGUAUCAAGCGUAAGAAUCAGUACACUUUAUGUUGUAUAUGUAUAAUACGCAUAGCAGUUGAAGGAGCACAGUACUUCCUAUAAAGUCACGUUAAAAGCGUAGCAAAAGUACGGUGAAACCGUAGCAUUAUCACGCUGAAUCCAAUAUAAAAUAUAUUUUCACUAGACAUGUGCAGUAACGGUAAAAACCUAUUACCGUUACCGUUAACAACUUCAAAUUUUUACCGCGAUAAUUUGAAAUCGGUAAAAAAUCUCAAAAUUUUACCACGGUAAACUUCGGUAAAAAACUUUUUUACCGUUACCGCUCAUGCCUGAUUUUCACCUUGUAGAAAUGGCAGUGAACGGAAGAAAAUUUAUAUAAGGAAUACCAUUUGGUAAUUUCACAUAAAAACCGAGCUUCAGUGACGGUGACCUAUUGGCUUUUGAUGAAAUAUGUAGCAGAUUAGAUUAGAGACAAAUACUUCAACCUUUUUUUCUUGUUCUCUAUCCACCAGAACUAUAGCGAGCGCUUCUGUCAAUAUAACAAGUUGAGUGAAAUUUUACUUUCGAAUAACGAAAGUUUCUCAUUGUUCAUGGUGUGAAAUGAUGAAAUAAAGUCUAAACUAAGUGAUGUGCUUCUCUUGUUUUUUGUGAUUUCGAGUCGAUACUAUACACAAUUAGUUAUGUUCUUGGAUGUAGGUUUUGUCUAUGAGUUGGCAUGUUUAUUUUUUUAGAUUUGAUUUAACGCUAAAGAAGAGAGAAAAAUGGUGGGCAGUUGGGAAGAGCAACGAUUCCUUUAUCCUAAACAAUAUUGGGAAAUGUUUCCAAUAUGGGAACGUAAAUUUGAUAUACAACCAUUCAAAUAUGAACGAAAUCGAUUACCAUUUAAAAUGAAUAAUGAAGAACGUUUAUGGCGCAAACAAUGGCUGGAAGAUCAAGUAUUACAUCCAGACGAGCCUCAAAAUAUUCCUAAUUUAGAUAAACUACGUUUAAAUCCUAUACGUUACCGCUGGAUGAGAUUUUGGGAUGGCGCAUUCAAUAAAAUUCGACCGAUAGUUGGUGGAUAUACACCUGUUUUACGUUAUUCAAUACCAAAAAUAUUAGUGAUCCAUACUAUGGGUAUUUUAUUCACUUAUUAUUGUUUAUAUAGAAAACAAAAUUGGGAAUAUUCCGGUGGUGCAAGCUUUUAUGGGUAUAAAGGGGACUGGGGUACAGAAGCAGAAAAACAUUUAACAUCACAAGAUUAUUAUGAUCGUGGAUUUCAAGCUCGCAAAGCAUGCCGUUAUGCUGAACAUAAAUAUUAG